Molecule: messenger RNA, 1328 nt
Organism: Cucumis melo (muskmelon)
Lineage: Eukaryota; Viridiplantae; Streptophyta; Magnoliopsida; Cucurbitales; Cucurbitaceae
Exons: 12
Coding region: 150-1181 (343 amino acids)
Source: RefSeq, a predicted model, not a curated record
AAUUCUCAAAUUAAACAUAAUUGAUUUACUUUUAAUAGAUCUCAUUUUAGGUUGAAUACUUAUUGCCGGAGACGAGCAUUGUGAGUUGAGUUGAACAGUGACACUAAUACUAUCGUAGCACUGCCACUGCGGCCAAGUGUUGUUCUUCCAUGACGACUACUCUGGCUGCGCUUCAAUUCGCCUUCCUUUCUCCUGCCGUUUCCAAAAAAAUUGCAUAUCCCUUUUUCAGCUCUUCUGGGCGUAGAACUGGCGUACAAUUUGUGGGUUGUGUCAAUGCUUCCAACCCAAGAAAUGCUCAAGGUGGCUUUGACCCUGAAUUGCGUUCUGUGCUUGAGCUGGCCACAAAUUCUGAAUUGUAUGAGCUUGAGCAUAUCCUUUUCGGUCCCAGUUACUUCAGCCCAUUGAUGAAAUCGAUUACGAACAGAGGCCAGACGGACUAUGCCAUGAUUGAGGAAGACCUUGAAGAGAGAGAUGGGUUUAUUUCAACGCUCGAGUCUCGAUUCUUGUUCCUAGCAGCUGAUGCUCGGUCGACGUUAAGGGGUUGGAGACCAUCUUAUAGAGAUGUCUUGCUUACAGUGAGAAAAAAGUUAAACGUUCCUUGCUCAACCAAAUUGUCAUCUGAAGACCUUGAAGCAGAAAUCUUUCUUCAUUUGUUGCAGGAAUAUGCAAGUGAAGAAUCAGUAAGGGAGGCUAACCUUGAAGGUAGUCUACAACUUGGACUUGAUCUGUGGAAGGUACAAACUUUAGCAGCUACAGAUGGAGCAUCUGACCUGCAAUCCUUGAUACUAAAGGGUGGUAGUUUGAUAACUGUGGUUAAAAUGUUUCAAGUGUUUGCUAGGACCUUAUCUGGGAAGGUGUUCCGAGAAGCAGCCAACUAUCAAAUUAAAAAGGAAAUCAUCAAAAAGGGUGGACAGUUAGCUGCAGCAAAUCUCGAGUCAAGAGUGGCCUUGCUCGUUGCCCAAAAGGGUCUUGCCGGUGCCGCUUCAAGGUAUCUGGGUUUGAGAAGCAUGAUGACUUUGCUCGGCCCGAUGUUAUGGGGAACAUUUCUGGCGGAUAUGGUGAUUCAGAUGAUGGGAACUGAUUAUGCUAGAAUACUACGAGCAAUUUUUGCUUUUGCACAGAUUCGGAUUACGCGCACGUAUAGACUACCAAAAUCAACAAGUGACCAACAGAGUAUUUGAGCUAUUGGAAGCUGCACAUUACAAAUCUAAUCAUCAAGAUUUUGUUUCGCUUCCAUCUGUGUAUAUUAUAGCAAACCCAGUUGAAGUCAGAUGCAAAUAUUUUGUAAUUUAACUUUGGAUAUUUACAUAUUUUUAUUAGUUUUCUCA